AUGGCGAGUAGACAGAGAAGAGGACGUCGCGAGAUGAGACAAAUUGAAAAUGUGGAGGAUAAGCUCAUAACAUUCUCCAAGCGUAGAUCUAGCAUCUAUAAAAAGGCAAGUGAGCUUGUAACCCUCUGUGGUUCCGAGGUGGGAGUAGUAACAUUCUCUCCUGCCGGAAAACCCUAUUCAUUUGCUCAUCCAUCAAUCGAUUCGGUUGCAAACCGGUUCCUCAACCAAAACCCCCGACAAAACCCCCCACAAAAUGAUGGCGUUGAAACCUUGGUCGAGUCCUAUCGUCGACUCAGGAUUGGUGAGCUCAAUCAACAAUAUGAUGAGCUUGUCGAUCAAGUUGAAGCUGACAAGAAACGGGGUAAAGAGCUGAAGCAAAAUACAGAAGCACGGAGCAGCGAGGGAUGGUGGGAAGCUCCCAUUGAAGAGCUCAACUUGGAAGAGCUCAAACAAAUGAAGGAGCGAAUGGAGGAGCUUCGGCAGAAUUUGUGCAGUUCGACAGAUAAAAAAAAUCAAGGAUAA
Messenger RNA from Syzygium oleosum, 522 nucleotides. RefSeq names its product agamous-like MADS-box protein AGL62. NCBI's taxonomy places the organism in Eukaryota, Viridiplantae, Streptophyta, Magnoliopsida, Myrtales, Myrtaceae. Gene Ontology annotation, molecular function: protein dimerization activity; RNA polymerase II cis-regulatory region sequence-specific DNA binding; DNA-binding transcription factor activity, RNA polymerase II-specific. Bases 1 to 522 code for a protein of 173 amino acids. The record is from RefSeq and is a predicted model, not a curated record. Gene Ontology annotation, biological process: regulation of transcription by RNA polymerase II. The transcript has a single exon.